AACCAUCGCCGUGCUGACUUCCACCGAACAUUUAUCAAUCCACCACGCCUACCGCCUACACUCACUCCCCCUCGCUCAUUCACUCACCCACCCCCGCGCCUCGCCUUUGUCCAUCGCCCCUUGUCUUCAUCCUCUGGAAGGACUCCAAGACAACCGCUACAGUUGCCCUUUCGCUCACCACGCGGUCCCGCCUACUCCGACAUCAUGAGGCUGCGACAGCCGCGGACGGCCGCCCUCCUGUUUCUUCUGCCUGCCCUGCACGCCUUCGCAAAGGCAGCUCCCAACGCUGACAAGUCGCCCGCUGCGUCUAAAAUACUGGCCGCCGAGGCCACUCCUGACGCUUUGGCUACGCCCGUGCCAGCUUCCAAAGGAACCAAGGAUGCGCCCGUCGACGGAUUCGAUGGGAAGCCCCACCAGGGUCCCUAUGUCGAUGACAAGGUUGUGGCAUCUAAGAAGGGUCCCGGCGGCAUAGAAGAAUUGCGACCCGAUACCCACAAGAAACCAAAACCAGAGCCAACCAAGGAGGAAAUCGCGGCUGCGGUGGAAGAGGACGAUAGUGUCAUGAACGACCCCAAUAGAUCAUCACCAAAAGGCAAUACAGGUACUGAAGGCGGCAUGUCUGCCAAAGAUAAGGAGCGUCUAAAGCACGAAAAGACGGGCACCAAAGUGGAAAAAGUCCCAGAGCCUCCCAAGGCAGCUCCACCUCUGCCACACGGCGAGCAGCAGCAUCUCAAAGAGAAGGAGAAUACCAAUUCCAAUGGCGACAGCGCGGAUGCCGCUGAGACUCCCCGCGUACUUGGUGCCCAGGGCCUCGAGAAACCCACAGACCUUCCCGAAUCUCCUCACGAUAUCCCGCACCCGAUUCCACCGUCUUCGGCCAACAAGAAGGAUCCUCUGGACACAACCCCAAAAACGCCCGUGAAUGACUUGCCCGGCGAUGCCGAAGCUGGUGGUGUCAUUCAGCCAUUCCAUUCCUUUGUGCUCUCCUUCACUAUGAUCAUCUUUUCCGAGAUUGGAGACAAAACGUUCCUCGUCGCUGCACUAAUGGCUAUGCGCCAUCCUCGCCUUCUUGUGUUUUCAGCGGCUUUCUCAGCUCUCAUCGUCAUGACAGUUCUCUCUGCAGUGUUGGGUCAUGCCGUACCUACGCUCAUCCCGGAGCGCUUCACCCAUCUGGCCGCCGCUGGCCUUUUCCUUGUUUUUGGUGUCAAGCUUCUGCGAGAGGGUCUUGCCAUGAGCCCUGAUGAGGGCGUCGGUGAAGAGAUGCGCGAAGUCGAGCAAGAGCUGGAGGAGAAGGAAACCCUUGCACGAAACAGAGGCCACAGGAAGUCUUCCAUUUCUCCUUAUGUGCUUGAAUCUGGUCGUGCAGCUCGACGAUCGCGAUCCAAUUCCAGGCUUCCAGCUCCUGCUCGCAGCCCGUCGUCGUCUCCCGAUCGUGCUCCUUCUCCUGGUGUCUCGGGUGCUCUUGGCGGCUUGAACAACCUUUUCUCUCUACUUCUCAGCCCUGCGUGGGUGCAAACUUUCAUCAUGACUUUCCUUGGGGAGUGGGGUGAUCGUAGCCAGAUCGCCACCGUGGCCAUGGCAGCAGGUUCGGACUACUGGUGGGUGACAGGUGGUGCAAUUGUUGGCCACGGCCUUUGCACCGCGGGCGCUGUUAUCGGUGGACGUGCCAUCGCUGGAAGAGUGAGCAUGCGUGUUGUCACUCUUGGUGGUGCAAUCGCCUUUCUUUGCUUCGGCGUCAUCUACCUAUUUGAAGCCAUCUACCACGAGUAGAAACAGACCAUCGCCGAGAUGCGGCGCACAUCGCAAGUCCCACUUCGAUACACUGCUCACGUACUGCUACACUAUUGUAAUCCACCGCUUGGUUUUCGCUGUUCGAUCUUUUACUUUCUUUUUGUAAAUUAGUUUGGCAAGCGAGGGGCGCUUGUACGUUUCUCAUGGAAAGGGAAAAGGAGUUUGGGACGUUUGCAUAACACGCGGAGGAUCAUUGGAAUGCCCCCCACCUGACAAAAGUAAAGAGGCAUAUACCAACAUAAAAAACAAACAGACAUAAAGACCCAUAAAAGCUCCAUUUAGCAAAUAAUGAGUAUUUCAUAUCUACUUAAGUAGCUACUGGAGUGUACACUUCUUUUUCCAACGGGGGCAGGUACACAUUUUCGUUGUUCUACGUCUGGAAGGCACUACAUAGCCAGCUCAAGCACUGCAUGUUAGGACGGCAUAACACUUCCAACACUUCCAUUCAAGCCCUUCCAUCGCAACCGGGUCGGCAAGCAUUCCCAAUCACAUUCAUACACAACCUUCAAAUAUGGCCAAUAGAGACAGCUCGUGCCCAAAAAGCUCAAACGGAAUUAAAUCCCACCACGAAACGGACCCGAAGACGCACUUCCCGUUAGAAGAACCACAAAACGUUCGUGCGCGCCCUUCGCACUUCUCCACCCCCGCUUCAUCGUGUACAGCGUCUAGAACCAAUCAACGAACCCCCAUUCUCAAGUUCUAGUCAAGUUGGCUCUGCAUUUCCCAGGAUUUUCAACUCAACAAUGGUUCUACAUGUGCUUGACGUCUGGCCAACCAGGCGUUUUGUUUUUAUGCCGUUGUCAUGCGCAAACAGACUGACCACCACAUACAGAUCCAUAUACGUGAAGACCGACUGGUACCGUGCCGGAAUAUUCACAGCCGCGAGGCUCACGGACAUGGAAAUCGCGCGGGAUAUGUCGGAAGACGUUCACAGACGAAGUCGUAAUGUA
Molecule: messenger RNA, 2741 nt
Organism: Periconia digitata
Lineage: Eukaryota; Fungi; Ascomycota; Dothideomycetes; Pleosporales; Periconiaceae
Source: the annotation of a GenBank genome assembly